AUGAGCUCUCUUAAGAAACUAAAAAAAAGCUUGUGGUAUAAAUAUCAAAAUAAUAAUACGAUUCGAAUACGUAUUGAAAGCCAACUUCCUUCUCCCGAAGAAGAACCCAACUACCAAGUGUUGAAUGACGACUUAUUCCAUAAUUGCGGAAACAAUUACGUCACACUAAGAAAUUAUUUUGAAAUAACAAAAGAUAACCCUAUUAUUGUCGAAAGUGUGGAAGUGACCACAUCAGAUAAUAAUAUAAUACAAGAAUUGGAAGCUCGGCUAGCCGUUUUGCAGAUGACUCAAGAAACAAGUCCAGCAACUGCGACGUCUAGUACAUCAGUUCAAGCGUCUUCUAACGAAAUACAUUUCCGUUAUAGGAAUGAAACCUUCUUUUUUGAUCAAAAUGCCUUAAAUUCUAUGAGAAUAUCCAAUGUGGAGAAACUGAAAGGGGCGAUCAAAUUUCGAUUGGAUAUACCAGAAAAUAUCACCCUUCGUAACGGGGAGAACAAAGUGGGUUCAGAAACUCCCAUCUCUGAAUUAUGCAACACGGAAAGUUAUGCACUAGUUGUCGUAGUUGAUGACCUCACAGAUAAAAUGUCAAGACUAGAAUUUGAGCCUGAAUUUCAAUAUGCUUCUGGAGCAUUUGGGUGUGAAUUCAAAAAUAAUUUAGAUUAUGUUGGAUAUUUUCAGAAUUACAUCACAACAUGUUACAACAAUUCUAAAGAUACCUACAUGCCUUACAUCUCCAUUGUGCAAUCUUCUGGUUAUGGCAAGUCAAGGCUCAUAAAAGAAUAUGCAAAUGAGGUCUACACCUUGUACUUAAAUUUAGGUAUUGAUCGAAAAUGUUUCCCCCGCCCUUCAGCCUGUGCAAAGGAAUUCGUAGCUUCAUUUCAAAAAGCUAAAGAUCCGGUAGUUUGGUUCAACACCUUUUUGGCAAUGGCAGUUUACUUAGUGGUUUCUGAAGUAAAGAAAAAUAAUACUGAUAAAAGCUCAUUCUGGAGAAGCCACCUUGAUGAUAAUGGACAAUCCAUCUGGGAUCUUGCAAUAAGAGCUGCAAAUGAGGCCGAAACUUCUAAUGAUUUGAUAUCAAUCAGAGAUAAUCCAGGAUAUUUGGAGGAAAGUUUUACUAGUGAAAAUGACAUCAAGCUUUUACUCUGUAUUGAUGAGGGAAGAAAGCUCAUACAAGAAACAAAUCGUGAUCUAGGUAUAACUUUAUUUCGAUGUUGGAGACGUGCACUUCAAAAUAAUAAGUGGAGAACAAGAGGUUUAUUUUCAGUGAUAUUGGAUACCACAUCACGAAUCACAAAUUUUUCACCUGCUUCAGGUUAUGACCCAACUAUAAAAGCUCUUCAAGAAGAUGUGGAGCUUUUCAAGCCAUUUAUUUAUAUUUCUACUUAUAGCUCUUUGGUAAACAAUUCAGACAACUUUUAUGACUAUGCAUUUUCUAUAGGAAGACCAUGUUGGAAAGCGCUUAGAAAUGAAUAUAUUAAAGAAGUUGUUAGAUCAGAUAGUGCUGAAUGUUACGCUUGGGAAAAAGUUAAGUUGCUUAUAAAGGCAAAACUACAAGGAGGAACUAAUAAUCCUACUGAUGAUGAAGGAAAAAACCUUACAAGUGUAGCUCUUCUUGCUUCCUUUUGUUCUGUAGAUAUUUCUCCAUCAGUACAUUUUGCUUCAAAUCUUGUUGCUAGCCACCUUGGAACCUGUCUUGCAAUUUCUCAAGAUAGGACAAAAAUUCUAACCUGUUAUCCUUCAGAACCAUUGGUUACUGAAGCUGCAUAUGAACUUUUAGAUGAUAAUAUGUUGUUUCUUAUUGCACAAUCUUUUAACCAAGGAGUUGUAGAACCUGGAAAACGUGGUGAAAUAGUUGGAGAACUUAUCCUUAUACUUACCCGUCAAAAGCUUUAUAAAAGACUUAAAAGGGCAAAAAAAGCUACUUUUUAUACAGGAGAAAUUAAACUUUUUAUCUUUUUGGAAGAUUUGUUAAAGAAUAAUAUUGUUUUAAAAAAGAAUUAUGAUGAACAUAAGUUUUUUAAAGACGCCAAUAUUUCUUUUACGAGAUUUGUGACUAUUCGCACAAUUCCAACUCUUAGUGAUUUAGAAAAAGGCUAUAAAUCCUGUGUAGCAUUUAAUCUCAAACGAAAUCAACAAGGUGCUGAUUUUUUAAUACCAGUUAAAUGUAAUGGAAAAUAUACUGUUUGGGUCAUUCAAAUCAAGAAUCACAAUCUGCUUAAAUGCAAUUCUGGCGUUACGGAAGAUUCAACAUCUAAAUUAGAGCCUAAAUAUGUUUUUUCCAAGACUGACUUGGCAAAACUCGAAUCUCCUUAUCUUGCUAUGUAUUGGCAGUUAGGUGCUCAUCAAAUUAACAUUGAAGAAGUGGAAUGGGGAGUUUCUUCUAGAACACGUGAAAAGGAAAAACAAGACAAAACAUCACCUUACACACACUAUACUAUUUUAGGUCUCAAAUCUUUUAAGGUUGCAAAUGGAAAUACUCUUAAAGGUCUUCGAACAAUUCUUGAAGCUUAUGUUGAUCCUUAUGAUACGUUCUGGUCAUCUGAUAAAUUUUUUGGAGAUCCAACAAAUCAUAUUGAAUCAUUUUUAUCUUGGCAUCCUCCUGAUAACAAGAUAGAUGUUGGAGUAUUGUUAGACGAAUAUGAUGAUAGAGAUGCUGAAGGUCCUGUUCAAGAGGAUUGA
Messenger RNA from Funneliformis geosporum, 2679 nucleotides. NCBI's taxonomy places the organism in Eukaryota, Fungi, Glomeromycota, Glomeromycetes, Glomerales, Glomeraceae. The record is from the annotation of a GenBank genome assembly.